Molecule: messenger RNA, 540 nt
Organism: Paramecium sonneborni
Lineage: Eukaryota; Ciliophora; Oligohymenophorea; Peniculida; Parameciidae
Source: the annotation of a GenBank genome assembly
AUGACAUUUUAUUUAUUUAAUUUACAAGAGUAAAGUAAAAUUGAAAUCUAAUUGUAAUCUAGAAUAAUUAAAGAUUUAGAGGAUUUUUAAUUUGAAAAUUUGAUACCAAUAUUUUAUAAUUUAUUAAGAAUUGAGAUGAUAUUUUAAAUCUACGAUUCUAACCCAAACUUACAUUUAAGGCUAAUUAAGUAUGAUUAUGAAUCUUGGGGACUUAAAAAUAUAACAGUAGACACUGGAUUUUGCUAAGAAAAUUGCUUGAUAUGUUCUGACUUUUCUAAUUGUUAAUAAUAUAAUACUGGAUUUUAAUUACAUAAAAAUAUGUGUAUUUAAUUAUGUCCUAUUCAUUCAUCUAUAAUUGUGUUGACUAUGAAGAAUUUAUUCCAUGUAUAAGUGAUGUAAAAAGUUUAGAUUCUCAUUAUGUAAUAUUUCAUUAUUAUAAUGUGUCGUCCAUUUUGUUCAACUUGCACUAGUUUAGAUGCAUGUUCAGGCUAGUUCAAAUUGUGGAAUAAGUCAAUAUUUGGAAUUCAAUUCAACAACUGA